AUGUUGCCACAACAACACUCGAAUCAUCAACAACAAUCUCAUCAUGGCUUGGCUCCGAGUAACUAUUACCUUGCUGGAUCCGAUCAAGCCAUGAUUAUGAAUCAACAACAGAAUAAAGAUCAAAUGAUGAAUCAACAAUUUCUUGAGCAACAACAAUACGACAAUGAUGAACAACAGCGGUUAUUGCUUCAACAACAGCAACAGCAGGAUUAUAUGGACCAACAACAAGACUAUGCAACUCAGCAACAAUCAUUUAUGCAUGCUCAACAACCGCAAGUCAAUCGUGAACAAGUUCCGUUUGCCAAUUUACAGAUGGAAUAUGUACAAUAUUCGGUGAAUGGAAACACUUUCAGCUUACCGAAACGAUAUACAAUGGAUGGAGUCAAGGGAUCUGGUGGAUUUGGUUGUGUAGUAUCAGCAGUCGACAACAAAAACAAUGAAAGAGUGGCCAUCAAGAAAGUAUCAAGCUUGUGGGAAAGAGAUAGGAAUUACCAAAAACGAAUAUUGAGAGAAAUCAAGAUUCUAAAACAUUUUAGUAUUCAUCAAGCACAUAAUGUUGUGAUAUUGAAGGACCUGUUUUUUGAUCCCUAUCAACCAGGAAGUAUUUAUAUUGUAACGAAUUUGAUGGACUUUGAUUUAGAAAAGUUACUUUCGAGCAAUCAAACAUUUAGUGAACAAUCAAUCCAAUAUUUCCUCCAUGAAAUUCUCAAAGCCGUAAACAUCAUGCAUAGCAGUAAUAUUAUUCAUAGAGACUUGAAGGGUAGCAAUAUUCUGUUAAACAGAGACUUGGAUUUGCAAAUUUGUGAUUUUGGCUUAAGUAGAGCUAUUGGACAGGAUUAUCCUGAGGAUUCUAAAUAUGUGGUGACUAGGUGGUAUAGAAGUCCAGAAGUGAUUCUUUAUUGGAACAAACUUCAUGCAGCCAUGGAUAUGUGGUCCAUUGGUUGUAUUUUUGCCGAAUUGCUGGUAAAACCACUUCACAAGAAUGGAAGACCCAUCUUAUUUCCAGGAAAAGACUUUAAAGACCAACUCGAAUUGAUUCUUCGAUUGAUAGGAACUCCAAGCAACGAAGAGGUGAGAGGAUGUAGUGAGGGAAUUAAGUUCCUUAGAACUAAUUUCAAGCAGCAUUACGAAAAGAAAAACUUUGCUCAAGUUUUUUCUCAUGUCACAAACCUACUUGCUAUCGAUUUACUCGAAAGAAUGUUGACAUGGGAUCCUGAAAAACGAAUCACCGUUCAAGACGCCUUAAAACAUCCAUACUUGAAAGAAAUGUUUGAUCCUGAUGAAUACAAUUUGGAUCCAUCCUGUAAUGAGAACAGCUACUUUUGUAAGGCAAGAUUUGAUUAUCAAUUUAGUGAGGACAUUAAAACUGAAGACAUUAAGAUUUUAGUAGAGGCAGAAGUUGAGAGUUUCCGUCAGUACAUUCUGCAACACCAAACACACAUGAUGGAUGAUCACAACUAG
Messenger RNA from Naegleria lovaniensis, 1461 nucleotides. RefSeq lists its product as uncharacterized. The record is from RefSeq and is a predicted model, not a curated record. The transcript has 4 exons. Gene Ontology annotation, molecular function: ATP binding; protein serine/threonine kinase activity. Bases 1 to 1461 code for a protein of 486 amino acids. Lineage: Eukaryota; Heterolobosea; Eutetramitea; Acrasida; Naegleriidae. Gene Ontology annotation, biological process: protein phosphorylation; intracellular signal transduction. Gene Ontology annotation, cellular component: nucleus; cytoplasm.